AUGCGAGGCUAUGAGAGACUUCAGAGAGCGAACCCGUUGUCGAAGGGGCGCCGAGAAACGCGCGGCGAGAGCCAGAAGCGGCCCCGGAAGCCCGUCGUUCUCCCCCGGCCGCCCUUGGGGGCGCGAGCCCGCUCCCGGAGAGGCGCCGCGGUCCUGGUUCAUCCCUUCGGGUCCCGACUCCUCACGUAUGAACGUUCGAUGGCCGAGGCGCGGACCGCACGGGCUUCUCUGGGAAAGGGGGCGAUCGGGGCUGGGCCCGCCUUUGGGGACGCCGUCACCGGCUCCGAGCACUUCUGCGGCCUCAACUUCACGGGCAGCGUGCCGACUUUCAAGCGCCUCUGGAAGCAGGUGUCUGAAAACCUGGACCGGUACCGCAAUUUCCCCCGUCUGGCUGGAGAGUGCGGCGGCAAGAACUUCCACCUGGUGCACAGCUCGGCCGACGUGUCCAGCGUGGUGAACGGGACCCUGCGCUCGGCCUUCGAGUACGGCGGCCAGAAAUGCUCCGCUUGCUCCCGCCUCUACGCCCCGGACUCGCUGUGGCCCCAGAUCAAAGAGAAGCUGCUGGAGGAGCACAGGAAGAUCAAAGUGGGAGACCCUGCCCAGGACUUCGGGACGUUUUUCUCCGCGGUGAUUGACGACAAGUCUUUUGCACGUAUCAAGAAAUGGAUCGAGCAUGCCAAGACGUCCUCCAAUCUCACCAUCCUGGCAGGAGGCGGCUGCGACGACGCCGUCGGGUAUUUCGUCGAGCCGUGCAUUGUGGAGAGCAAAGACCCAAAGGAUCCUAUCAUGAGAGAGGAGAUCUUCGGCCCCGUCCUCGCCGUGUACGUCUACCCGGAGAAGCGGUACGAGGACGUCUUGGAGCUGGUGGACACCACGACGCCCUACGGCCUCACGGGGGCGGUCUUCGCCCGGCAGAAGUGAGUGCCAAAAUCGGCACCGGCGCAG
Messenger RNA from Struthio camelus australis, 945 nucleotides. Lineage: Eukaryota; Metazoa; Chordata; Aves; Struthioniformes; Struthionidae. The record is from RefSeq and is a predicted model, not a curated record.